AGGGGUGUUGAAGCGUCGAAAGGGGGGAGGUCGCUGGUGUACAUGGUGACGGCGGACGGUUUGGAACCGUGUUUAGAGGUGGUUUUAAAGUGGGUUGGAUUGCAUCCGAAAGAUCGGAGGUGGAAAAUAUUUAUAUGUAUAAAAAUGCGUGUCAGUUCGAAAAAUAGGUGGAGGUGAAAAGGGAAUGGGAUAGAAGAGAGGACGGUUGUUGUUUCAGACGGCGAAUGGUUGGCAGCGCGAGCUCCUUGGGGAAAUUUUCCUCUGGAAAGUGAAUGGUGGCGGCAGCGGCAGCGGGGCGAGCUGAAACUUGUUUGAUGAAUUUUUACUUGUUCAACGAAAGGAACUGUCCUCGGUCCGCCCCAGCAUGGAGCGUAGCUCGUGAGAGGAUGAGCCAGAAAGGCAGCCCCGUGAAGGCUUACGACUUUCUGUUGAAAUUCCUGCUGGUGGGUGACAGUGAUGUGGGGAAGGGAGAGAUCCUGGCCAGCCUGCAGGAUGGAGCUAGCGAAUCGCCCUAUGGUUACAAUAUGGGUAUUGAUUACAAGACAACAACAAUUCUGUUAGAUGGGCGUCGGGUGAAAUUACAACUCUGGGAUACAUCUGGUCAGGGCAGGUUCUGCACCAUCUUCCGUUCCUACUCUCGAGGAGCCCAGGGUGUCAUCUUGGUCUACGACAUUACAAAUCGUUGGUCAUUUGAUGGUAUUGACAGGUGGAUCAAAGAAAUAGAUGAGCAUGCCCCAGGUGUACCUAAGAUCCUGGUUGGAAAUCGUCUUCACUUAGCCUUUAAGCGGCAGGUAUCAACAGAACAGGCUCAGGCUUAUGCUGAACGGCAAGGCAUGACAUUCUUUGAAGUUAGCCCUUUGUGCAACUUUAACAUCAUUGAGUCAUUCACAGAAUUGGCAAGGAUCGUGUUAAUGCGGCAUGGAAUGGACAGGCUUUGGAGGCCUAACCGAGUGCUAAGCCUACAAGAUCUGUGUUGCCGAGCCAUUGUUUCAUGCACGCAUGUACAUCUAGUGGACAAACUACCCCUUCCUGUUACCUUAAAGAGUCACCUUAAGUCUUUUUCUAUGGCCAAUGGACUGAAUGCUAGGAUGAUGCAUGGACGUUCCUACUCUCUAACUCCUAAUGGUGGCAAGCAAAGUAGUCUGAAGAAAUCCAAGAUCAUUCGUCCUUCCCAAAGUCCGACACAGAGCUGCAGUCGAAACAGCUGUAAAAUCUCUUAGCUAUGUCCAUGUGUUAUAAACGAACAUUGUAUAUCUGAUCACUACAUAUGCCACCUUGCCAUGCCAGUAUCUUGGCUGUUGCAGUAAGAGAACUUCUUCAACAAGUAGAAAUGAAAAGGGCCCAUAAACUGUUGGUUCAAAGUUUGCACAAGGGAGUAAGAAAUUAUGCUGCUAAUUUAAAAAGUGAUUGCAAAAGGUGUGUUACUCACAGGGAUCUCUGAUUCUCUGGACUGAUUGUUUAAAUUGAGAUGGGAACGAAAGUUUGUUUUAUCGUAGUUCAAAGUCAAUAUUAUACUUGUCCAUUUUUAUGAGAACCAGACAAUUGAAUUGUAUCUGAUUGAUUGAUUGUUUUGAGUAGAUUGGAGGAAUUAGGCAUGUGUGAUGUUGUUGAAUAUUUAAAGUUAUACUUGGAGUUGGAAUUUUAAUUGCACUGUAAGCUAUACUCUGUUUUCAAAACAUUCUUAAAUAUUGAAACCAGGAAAGGAUUCUUCCUGACAGUUGAAGGUCUGUUUCUGGGAAUGUGACUUGUCUUGACAAUUUGCAGCCAUCCAGAAAAUAACCUUCAAAUUUGUAUGUAAAAAUCAUAUGCUGAGAAUUAUUAUGAAUUUGUACAUUAAUCCAUUUUCAAGUUCCUCUGGUGGUUGUUAACUAUUGUGGAUUAAUACUAACUUGGUCAUUUGUAAAUAUAAUUUUCCUUGUGGGACUACAAUUUGUUGUUUUGUACAGAAAGAAAAAAAACACUAUUAAACUAAGAUGUAUAAUGCUAAGCUGACCAGAAAUGCCAAAGAUGAUGAUGGUAGAAAUGUUAACAGUAUGUGGUCAAAGAUUUCUGAGUUAAUUAUCCAUAAUGUUUUGUAAUUAAAAUAUCUUUUGGGGGAAAAUGUUUUUCUCACCAGAAGUGUACUUUAAAA
Molecule: messenger RNA, 2131 nt
Organism: Chiloscyllium plagiosum (whitespotted bambooshark)
Lineage: Eukaryota; Metazoa; Chordata; Chondrichthyes; Orectolobiformes; Hemiscylliidae
Product: ras-related protein Rab-40B
Biological process (GO): intracellular signal transduction
Molecular function (GO): GTP binding; GTPase activity
Source: RefSeq, a predicted model, not a curated record